AGGACUCGCUUCUAGGCUCAGAGUAGAGAAGUUUCUGGUGAAGUGGUGACUCUUGUCUCUAGUGAAUUGGUUGUAACAUGUCAAUGGAGGUUCUAGUAGUUCAAUGUUUCUAUUUUACUUAUUUUUCUCAGGCGUUUUUCAUGAUAAUAGUACUCAAACAGAUAUUCAAAAAUGACAUUGCAGCUACUUUUGAUUUUGUGAAUACUCGAUGUGAAAGAAAAUGGUCGCUCCAGUACUAGUUGCAGGUGACUAUAUUCUCCUGCAGAAGGCAGAUGGAUCCCGAUUGACGGCUCCCCGAGGGAUCGGCGUUGAGUACCAGGAACACGCGCAAGCGGAAUUUGUUGCCCUGCUGGAAUUAGAGACCUCGUUGUCCACCUCUGCAAAUGCUGCAAAUGUAGACCGCUGUUGUGACAACAGACCACUAAAUGAACAGAACAUUAACGGAACUACAGAAGAUUGGACAGAAGUUGAAAAGGAUCGUGAACACGAUGUGGAACAAAAGAUGCGUACACGCGCCUCUACUUCCGGUCGGAAUUGUAAAGAGAUGCCACUUGAUGUUGACAUCGUGCCUUUGGAGAUGCCGCUGCAAUUAUCGGAAAAGAGCACAACAAAUUGUGAUAUUGACAAAAGAACUCCAGUUAAGAAAAGGAGCGCUCCUCGAGUUAGAGUUUGGAGAGUGCGCGGUUUAGAUGCAAAGACGGCAGAGCGCAUUGGUUCCCGCCUCGUUGCUAGUGAUUUGCUGCGUGUCUUGCCGUCGGACAUGGGAGAUGAAGUUACGGAGGAUGGCACCGAUAUGCAAGGAUCUACUAGGCAGGGACAAGAGCACCUCUUUCCUUCCGAGAAAGUGUUUUGCGCCGUUUAUGGUUUGAGAGAUCAACAAGGCGACAGAGGGCCUGGGGUGUUUGGUCGGGAUUAUAAGGAGGAAAUACGGUCAACGUGGUUAUCUUGGAAAAAGAAAAACCUUCCUACUGCAGUAGAAAUACGGAAACCUGUGGCCUUGCGGGACCACUUCUCAUCUCAGAUGAUCUCGCAGAACACGAGCAUGUCGCAGAACAUUCAAAACAACAAGCGUGACUUACGUUUUUUCGCUGUUCUCACAGUAGAACUCGGUACACACGCAGACGACGAAGCAGUGGGUAUAUGGAACAAGCAGAUGAAUGGUGCUACUGCUCCGAUGUCGACAGCAGCUGGAGCAGCGGAUGUCGAGAGAAGACAGCCCAGUAGGAACAGUAUCACCCUCACGGAAGCGGUUGGUUAUUCGACCUUUGUCCAGCGACUGACUCGUCUAGAGGAAAGGCGUACCAAAAGCCGGUGCGGCGUGCGUCCAGCUUUGGCUCUCUUAAUGGCGAACCUGGGCAAGGUGGAUUUAGACACGGACAUCGUACUCGAUCCCUUCUGUGGUGUCGGAAGCCUGCUGUCCCUCCCUCAUCCUUUUUUUGAAGACACGAAGAUAGGGGAUGACCAUAAAAACCAUAUGAACAACAUAAAUUGUGGGUAUCGCCAUGUUCGUUUUCCAUCGUGUCGCAUCGGCAGCGACGUGGACGGCGAAGGCUUCGCACCAGGAGCACUUGAGCGUGUUGUGGCGGACAUUAGGCGCUGUUGUUGGCGGCGCUGCGACGCGAUUCUGGCCGAUCCACCUUUUGGUCUCCGUGAAUUCCCCACGCGAAAUGAUCCUGUAAACAAUCAUAAAACCACUGGUGCGACAUCAACGACGUUGCUGGAGGAGCAAGGAGGUGUUAAUAGUUCCAAUAUGGACAAGAAGAAACCCAUUGUUCGCAGAAACAAUUGCUAUAUUGGGGAUAGAUCAUCAGAAGAACUCCUGAGGGACGCGAAAAAGUACGUUGGUGCGUUACUCGCUUGCGCCUUCAAAUGUUUAGCUCCAGGUCAACGGCUGGUGUAUCUGUUUCCCGUUUUUCCUUGCCAAGCUGCGCUUGGGCUGUGGGACAGAGACGGCGUUGUAUUGCGGUAUGAAAAACAGGGCUUUCACAGGCAGAGAAGAUACGAUCCCCAAGUGCUGCCUGCCCACAAAUUUCUGGCUCCUUCAAGCGUCUGUGCGAAUCAUGGUACUCGGCAAGAAGAGACUGAGGAGGAUAGCGACAAGAGGCUCCUGAAUUGGCGAUUACUGGAGAGACAUCGGGGUUUCGCCCUACUAAGUGCGACAGUGUCGCCGUGCCGUUCGGGACAGAUGGCCCGCCUCGUCGUGGUCAUGCAGCGCAUUCCUGUUCUUUCUACCUAAGUGCUCAGAACAGAUGUUGCCUGAAUAGACCCAAAACCCAUUCCUUUUCCACAACAGAGAGAACGAUCAUGUAGACAGGACUUUCAGCAUUGUCUCUCCAAUGAGAAAUUCCAUCCUUCUAUAUUCCUACGAAAGAAAGUUAACUGUCACACAACAGGGAUACGACUAAAAGUUUCUUGUUUCGUAGUGCAAGAAAAGAUCAUUGCACAAUAUG
Molecule: messenger RNA, 2450 nt
Organism: Amoebophrya sp. A25
Lineage: Eukaryota; Dinophyceae; Syndiniales; Amoebophryaceae
Source: the annotation of a GenBank genome assembly